UAUGGUUGAGCUUUGUGCACGAAACCAUAAAAAUGUCGGCUCACGAGCAAAUGAAGAAUAUGCUCGAUCAGCUUAUGGGUACCGGGAGAGAUGGGAACUAUGUUAUGAGCUGUAACCCCAGGUGAUAUAACAGCUAGGGGGCAUGGGUCCACAAGCCCGAUAUCAUGGAGCAGAAUCAUGUUUUUUAAGACCCUGUGCCUGCCUGAAAAAGAAGCCAUAGGAAACCGUGUGUAUCUGGCGCAGUGUGUAUAACUUCUUGAAAUGACUGUUAUUAUUAUGUUUUAUUGUUAUUGGGAAUGGGUUUAAAAUAACAUGUCUUCUUAUUAGACAAGUAAUGCAAUGUGCAACCAAGAGAAAGCACAUUCAUAAAUCUAGAGCUGUAUGUUUUUGCUGACUUUAGAUCUGUACAUUUUCCUCUGUCGGGCUGGAGUAUAAAUUGCAACCAUCAAACCAAUCAAACCAAUGGAUGUAUGUGUGAGAUAUGCCAGUCUUUGUCAGUAUAAAAACAUGCAGUUUUAGGUGGUAAAUUGUUGAAUUUUUUCUUGUCAUCAAACUUUAUCAUUUAGAACAAUAUUUGUUAUCUGCGAUUAAUUGGAAAAAAUGGGGUUAAUCAGUUAGUGACCUCCAGUUUGAAAGAUUUGGACAUUGGAAUAAAAUAUUUGCAUGCUUCUAGAGUUUUCCACGAAGUUUGGUACUGCUUGCCUCAUUUCAGUGAGGCAAAGAAUUUCUAGGUUAAAAGUGUGUGGAAAUCUCAGGCAUACUUAUCCACCUCAGCACUAUGCACUUUCCAUCAUGUUGCAAAACUGUAUUUGCAUGGAGCAGCCUGACAUCAUAUGGUCAGAUGUUAUAACUUUAACUUUUGAUCCCACUCUUUUACCACUGUGAACAUGCCCUUUUUUUUAAAUUUUGAAUCCUUUUUUCCUGUAACAAAAAUGGGAGGUGUCUGGGCAACAGAAAGAGCAAAUAUUUAAAGUAUAGUCUUACUUUGUCUAUAUAGCAAGUCCUGUUUUGAUACUUUGUCUCAUUAAAAAGCAAGAGUCAAACUUGUUUUCAUCUAUUUUCAGGUGAAAACAACAAGUUUAAAGUGACGUUUGAUGACCCCCGCGUGUGCAAAAGUUUUCUGAUGAAUUGCUGUCCACAUGACAUCCUGGCCAGUACGAGGAUGGAUUUGGGAGACUGUCCAAAGAUUCAUGAUCUGGCACUUAGAGCUGACUUUGAAAAGGCAUCCAGGCACAAAGAUUACUAUUAUGACAUUGAUGCCAUGGAACACCUGUCCAGUUUCAUUGCAGACUGUGACAGAAGGACGGAGCAGGCCAAGAAGAGGCUCAAAGAAACUCAGCAGGAGCUCAGUGAUGAGGCCAAUUCCAAGGCUGAGAUAAUCCAUGUAUUGGGAGAGGAGGUGGGCACCAAACUGGCCAAGUCUGAGGAGCUAGGGGCCCAGGGACUGGUGGACGAGUCCAUGAAACUUCUCGAGGAGAUGGAAGAACUCAAGAAAAAGAAACAACAGGCAGAGAUAGAGUAUCGCAAUUCCAUGCCUGCAUCCAGUUAUCAGCAACAGAAGCUGCGUGUGUGUGAAGUCUGUUCUGCGUAUUUGGGUAUCCAUGACAACGACAGACGUCUGGCCGAUCACUUCGGUGGCAAACUUCAUCUGGGUUUUAUAACGAUCAGAAGCAAACUGGAGGACCUCAAGAAAAGUGUUGCGGAAAGAAGGGAAAAGCGUGAAAAGGAACGAGAAGACAGGAGAAAAGAAAGAGAGAUGGAGGCUCACAGCAGAGAGGCUUCUAGGAAACCCAGUCGUAGUCGAAGCAGGAGCCGUGCCAAAAGAUCCCGUAGUGGAAGUCGGAGCAGGAGGAAGAGAAGCCGUUCUCGAAGUCGUAGUAGGAAUAGACGCCGUCGCAGCAGGAGUGGAAGUAGACGGAGAAGGUCUUACUCCAAUAGCUCAAAAUCCCGAUCGAGGUCCAGAUCAGGGUCCAGAACCUCGCGACAGAAGAGACCCAGAAGACGGCGAUCGCGUUCAUACGAUUCUGGAUCCAGACGCUCAAGGUCCAGAUCUCGCUCUAGACAUAACCGCAGACGUUCCAGGAGUAGGUCAAGGUCAAGGCGAAGCAGGAGAGGUGGAGGCAGACGCUCCAGAACCAGGUCAAGGUCGAGAUCUAGAAAGGAAAGGUCAAGAUCUGGUGAGAGAUCGUGGCGGAAGUCGCCUAGUCCCAGCAAAACCAGGAAAAGGAACGACGAGGAGAACUCGCUAGAAAGAGAGAUCGUAUCCACGGGAGAAGAUGAAGAUAUCAAAAAUGGAGAUGUAGCAGCGGAGUAAAUUUCUUACUGCAUAAACCAAGAGCUACUGGUGUUUUAAAGCAAUGACCAAGUUAAAUGUUGGGAGUCCAUUUCUUUCUUAAUUUUUUUGGAAAAAUACACGAGAAGAAGUCUCAGAAUGUGUCAACUCCCAGCAAAUAAUUACAUGGUUUCAGAUUAUGCAAAAUUUCAGUGGAAGGCGCUUUCAAAAUGUGUGACCCUGGUGCCAGAUAUUUCGUCAUAUUUCUUAUCAGGGGUAUCAAUAUUUGAUUCUUCGCAACCAAGCAGUAUUCCCAGUUAAAACUUUCAUUUUAUCCUAAAACAAAAAACUCGAACUGUGGACAGCUUUAACUUCAAGUGAUUUUUAACGUAAUUUAAUUGAACUAAAUGUAAGGAUGCACGCUCGUCUGUCUUCUGUCAGUUAUCUUGAAAGCAUUAAAACAAAUGAUGCUAUUAAAAUGAUCAAUGGAAAAGCCAACGGUAUCUUGCUUGCUUAAACAAAGACUUAAUGAUGUUAGUGCCAUUUAAAAAAAAACCUUUAAAGCCUUUACCCGCACAAAGUCUAAUAAAGGGUUAUUUUCUUUACAUAGGUAAAUUGGAUUAGUCGCAGUAUGUUAUGAAGACGACAUUAAAUAUCUACACACUUCUAAGUGUAUCCUUGAAACUGUGAAUAAACUGUUGUAAUAUUUUC
Molecule: messenger RNA, 2983 nt
Organism: Lingula anatina
Lineage: Eukaryota; Metazoa; Brachiopoda; Lingulata; Lingulida; Lingulidae
Product: putative RNA-binding protein Luc7-like 1
Biological process (GO): mRNA splice site recognition
Cellular component (GO): U1 snRNP
Molecular function (GO): mRNA binding
Source: RefSeq, a predicted model, not a curated record